GAAGUCCCUCAAACUAUGCCAUCAAUUGUCCCUUCCAAAAAGCCAACAGGUGUCCCUUUAUCUACAUUUUCCUCAUCUCGUUUCCAGAUUUUCUGGGUUCAGUUGUACUUCAAGCUCUCUAAUCGGUUCUCCAGCUUCAUAUCCUCUUCUCAUGAAAAUGAUAUUGGCAGCUUCUUAGACUAUGAUCUCUUCCAAAUCAGAUGCUGCAUGCCCCACUGGCUGACUAGUUAAUAUGAGAGCCACGAUGGGUCAUUCGACGCAUGCCGUUGAAGCUAGACACCGUUUACCUACUUCCAUUGAAGACUUGAAACGAAGAUUGCCGAGAAAUAAGACGAAAGAUGUGGAGAAGCCAUUCCAUUUAACAAGCCAAGAUAAGAGCUCAAGAUGCAAGUUUUCUCUCUUAAAACUCAUCUUAUUACUAACCAUUUCUGGCACUUUUGUGACACUUAUCUACGCUCCAGAAGUUUAUAACACUAACCACUUAUCAAGCUCAGGUUCUGGGUGGAUAUGGGGUGGCUCAGAUAAUCGGUAUAUAUCGAAUGAGGACAUUGAUUGGAAUGAUAUAUUGGCAGUUUCAAUGAAGGUGACAGCGAAAAAUGAACUGCAAGGGGUUGGUCUUCUGAACUUCAACAACACUGAAGUAGAGAAAUGGGAGAAACUUAUGCCUGACUCUAGGCACAUAGUGUUGCAUCUUGAGUAUGCUGCAAAAAAUGUCACGUGGGAGUCCCUAUACCCAGAAUGGAUUGAUGAGGAAGAGGAAACUGAAGUCCCAAUUUGUCCCUCUCUACCAAGCCUCAGGUCUCCUGGAACAAGGCUUAAUCUCAUAGCUGUGAAGCUCCCUUGUCACAGGGCCAAAAAUUCGAAUUGGUCCAGAGAUGUUGGUAGGCUUCACCUGCUGCUUGCUGCAGCAGGGCUUGCAGCCUCUUUCAAAGGCAAUUACACCGUGCAUGUGCUCUUCAUUACCAAUUGCUUUCCAAUGCCAAAUCUCUUUACCUGCAAUGAACUUGUUGCACAUGAAGGGAAUGCAUGGCUAUACAGGCCAAACUUGAGUGUCUUGAGACAAAAAGUUCAGCUUCCAGCAGGAUCUUGUGAACUUGCACUUUCCAUGAGGGGUAAAGAGCUGGUAUAUGCUGGGAAUGUUCACAGAGAAGCCUAUGCAACAAUCCUUCACUCAGCUCAUGUUUAUGUGUGUGGUGCUAUAGCCGCAGCACAAAGUAUUCGCAUGUCUGGAUCAACCAGAGACCUUGUGAUACUUGUUGAUGAGACUAUAAGUGGAUAUCACAGAAGUGGUUUAGAAGCAGCAGGAUGGAAAGUAAGAAUAAUUCAGAGGAUCAGAAACCCAAAAGCUGAGAAAGAUGCAUACAAUGAAUGGAACUACAGCAAAUUCAGAUUAUGGCAGCUUACAGACUAUGACAAGAUCAUAUUCAUCGAUGCAGACUUGCUCAUACUGAGAAACAUAGAUUUUCUGUUUGGAAUGCCAGAAAUUACAGCCACGGGAAACAAUGCCACACUCUUUAACUCAGGUGUCAUGGUGGUUGAGCCAUCAAAUUGCACAUUCCAGCUUCUGAUGGAUCAUAUCAACGAGAUUGAGUCCUACAAUGGAGGAGAUCAGGGAUAUUUGAAUGAGAUAUUCACAUGGUGGCACAGGAUACCAAGGCACAUGAACUUCUUGAAGCAUUUCUGGGUUGGUGAUGAGGAAGAGAAGAAGCAAAUGAAGACAAUGCUGUUUGGAGCAGACCCUCCAAUCCUAUAUGUGCUUCACUAUCUGGGAAUGAAGCCAUGGCUGUGCUUCAGGGACUAUGAUUGCAACUGGAACUUCGAUAUUUUUCACGAGUUCGCAAGCGACGUGGCUCAUGAAAGGUGGUGGAGGAUUCAUGAUGCCAUGCCUGACGUGUUGCAGCAAUUUUGCCUGCUUCAAUCGAAGCAGAAGGCACAGUUAGAGUGGGAUAGAAGGGAAGCUGAGAAAGCAAACUAUACAGAUGGACAUUGGAGAAUUAAGGUGAACGAUUGGAGAUUGAAGAAGUGUAUAGAUAAUGUGUGUAACUGGAAGAGCAUGUUGAGGCAUUGGGGAGAGACGAACUGGACAGAUGUCGAGUCUUAUUAUAAUCCAACACCACCUGCAAUUUCUACUACCAAAGCUUCUCUUUCUGGUUUAUGACCUGUCAUCAGUUUCAUUUUCUAAUUUUGUUGACUGUUAAACCUUCUAUAGGAAAAAAAGGAUCAGGGAGAUUCUCCUUAUCCUUCAGUUUAA
Molecule: messenger RNA, 2251 nt
Organism: Prosopis cineraria
Lineage: Eukaryota; Viridiplantae; Streptophyta; Magnoliopsida; Fabales; Fabaceae
Product: UDP-glucuronate:xylan alpha-glucuronosyltransferase 1
Exons: 5
Coding region: 233-2158 (641 amino acids)
Biological process (GO): xylan biosynthetic process
Molecular function (GO): glycosyltransferase activity
Source: RefSeq, a predicted model, not a curated record